Messenger RNA from Pleuronectes platessa (European plaice), 644 nucleotides. Its product is annotated as transcription and mRNA export factor ENY2-2. Gene Ontology annotation, cellular component: DUBm complex; nuclear pore; SAGA complex. The record is from RefSeq and is a predicted model, not a curated record. Lineage: Eukaryota; Metazoa; Chordata; Actinopteri; Pleuronectiformes; Pleuronectidae. The transcript is spliced from 4 exons. Gene Ontology annotation, biological process: positive regulation of DNA-templated transcription; regulation of transcription by RNA polymerase II; poly(A)+ mRNA export from nucleus. Gene Ontology annotation, molecular function: transcription coactivator activity; chromatin binding. The coding region runs from base 168 to 458 and encodes 96 amino acids.
UUUCACACCGUGCAGUUGUGUGACCGGACAGUGUGUUCCCCAGCUGAUCCAUCAAGGUAACGUUGUCUGCCCGAUUGUUCCCUAAACAAACCCGCGUUCCCUCUCCUUUUCCUCACACCUCGUCGCAGCUGAACUGAGCCAACCCGCCGUCUGCGUUCGAACAGAUCAUGAGCAAGGACUCCCAGAUGCGGGCUGCGAUCAACCAAAAGCUGAUCGAGAUGGGGGAGCGGGAGCGGUUGAAGGAGCUGCUCAGGGCCAAGCUGGUGGAGUGUGGGUGGAAGGACCAGCUGAAGGCACAAUGCAAAGAUGUGAUCAGAGAAAAGGGCCUGGAGCAUGUGACCGUGGAGGACCUGGUCACAGAAGUCACACCAAAAGGAAGAGCUCUGGUACCGGACAGUGUGAAGAAAGAGCUGCUGCAGAGAAUCCGAGCUUUUCUGGCUCAACACGCGACUUUGUGAAUGAGACGACGAAGAGACAUUUUUUUUGUACUCACUGUAAAUCCACAAGUCCGACUGUUUGUUGCCAUCGUGAGCAUUGCAGAGUUGUUGCUUUUAUUUUGUAUCGUGUGUUUUCAUAUUGAUUUAAGUUUGUUAUGCAGCAGUUUUGGGGGGGAAAUGCAAAUAAAGUCAUGCCUAUUUUGUUCA